Molecule: messenger RNA, 939 nt
Organism: Lindgomyces ingoldianus
Lineage: Eukaryota; Fungi; Ascomycota; Dothideomycetes; Pleosporales; Lindgomycetaceae
Product: phytanoyl-CoA dioxygenase family protein
Exons: 3
Coding region: 1-939 (312 amino acids)
Source: RefSeq, a predicted model, not a curated record
AUGUCUACUCUUCCAGCUUUACCCAUCUCCAUCCAAUUGUCUGAAGCCGAGCGCAAAUCUGGGAAACUCUCCCAACGCAAUCUUGAAACUGCGGCGCGAGCUUUACAGCGAGAUGGCCUUGUCGUCAUUGAGGAUCUUGUCCCACAUGACAUACUUGAUCGGAUGAACGAGAAGAUGAUCAAGGAGGCGUAUGAGUUGCAGGGAAAGAAGGAUAGUCCGUUUAACUUUAAUAAAGGGAAUAUUCAGCAAGAUCCCCUGCUGACAGAAGAGUGGUUUAACGAAGAGGUCUUUGUGAACCCCAUCACAACCCAAGUGACGUCCACAGCCCUAGGCCCUCAACCCUCUCUCCGGUUCAUAUCCGGCAAUACCGCUCUCCCACCAACAUCCACCUCCCCACCAACAGCACAACCCACCCACACCGACGCUGAUUUCGACCACCCCUCCCUCCCCUUCGCCCUUGUUAUCAACAUCCCCCUCAUAACCAUGACUCCCGAAAACGGGUCCACUGAAAUCUGGCUCGGCACGCACGCUUCCACAUCCAUCGCGGACCAAGAAGGAGCAAGGGGAGAUCGAGCCAGUGGGAGGAUUAAGAAGGGCUUAUUGGAGGAGAGGAAGAAGGUUAGAGGACCCUGCCAACCAGUUGUGAAGAAAGGCAGCGUGGUGGUAAGGGAUUUGCGACUUUGGCAUGGAGGCAUGCCGAAUUUAACGGAGGAGCCGAGGGUUAUGCUUGCAUUGAUUCAUUUCGCACCAUGGUAUCGCAAUCAAAUGACCGUUGAAUUCGCAAACGAGUUGAAACCACGCUUGACUGUGGAGAAAACGGGACUGCAGGUUGCCGCUAAAUUUGUCGCAGGUGGGGAAUUAGAGAAGCUGUAUUUGAAUCGACCGCAUGGGAAUUUCUACGACUUCGACCAGAUUGAAAAGAUUGAGGGAUUGUUUUGA